Messenger RNA from Saccostrea cuccullata (small rock oyster), 3823 nucleotides. RefSeq names its product NAD(P) transhydrogenase, mitochondrial-like. NCBI's taxonomy places the organism in Eukaryota, Metazoa, Mollusca, Bivalvia, Ostreida, Ostreidae. Gene Ontology annotation, biological process: NADPH regeneration; proton transmembrane transport. The transcript is spliced from 17 exons. Gene Ontology annotation, molecular function: NADP binding. Bases 154 to 3363 code for a protein of 1069 amino acids. Gene Ontology annotation, cellular component: mitochondrial inner membrane. The record is from RefSeq and is a predicted model, not a curated record.
UGACUUUUUAUCGGAAUCUCAUUGGUUUCAGACAAGACGAUUCCACGGAGGCGGCCAUUGCAGAAAACACCGGCAGUUUGCAAGGUGCCAAAGAAAAGGGACAGCAUGGCCCUCUAAUCGUGGAGAGUACACCGUACUGGUGUUGGACUCAACAUGUUGUUUAAACUUCAUACCUCUGCCAAAUUGGUCAAUUUAGGAUCAAGUGUGAAAAGUCUUUCAUUACGAUGCUGUCGAGGACUCAAGAAUCCAGGGAGGUCUUUCUCUCAGAAAGCAGAACAGGAAGCACCAAAGGGAACUCCAUAUAGCAAGCUUUCAAUUGGAGUCCCAAAGGAAAUCUUCAAAAAUGAACGCCGAGUGGCAAUGUCACCAGCCACCGUGACUACACUAACGAAGAAGGGGUUUGCGAUAAACAUCGAAGAGAAUGCGGGAGCAGAGGCAAUGUUCCAGAAUGAGGAUUAUGCCAAGGCGGGGGCGAAGAUCAUCUCCAAAAAGGACGCUUUCCAGUCUGACAUAGUAUUCAAAGUCAGGGCGCCUUUAACAGAAGAGAUUGCCAAUUUCAGAAGUGGAUCAACCCUUGUCAGUUUUCUCUACCCCAAGCAAAACCCAGAUCUUGUCAAACAGCUGGCUGAGAAAAAGAUCAAUGUAUUUGCGAUGGACAUGAUUCCUCGUAUAAGCAGAGCUCAGGUUUUUGAUGCCCUUAGUUCCAUGGCUAACAUUUCUGGAUACAAGGCAGUAAUUGAGGCAGCUAACCACUUUGGAAGGUUCUUUACAGGUCAGAUCACUGCCGCAGGAAAAGUACCUCCAGCAAAGGUGUUUGUAAUUGGAGGGGGUGUGGCUGGUCUUGCUGCUAUUGGUUCAGCCAAAGCAAUGGGGGCCAUUGUUAGAGCCUAUGACGUGAGGCCUGCAGCUCGUGAGCAAAUUGAAUCUCUUGGUGGCCAGUUCCUAGAAGUGUCUGUGCAGGAAUCAGGAGCUGGAGAGGGUGGAUAUGCUAAAGACAUCAGUGAGAUGUCACAGGAGUUCCAGGAUGCCCAGAAGGCUCUGUACGCCAAACAGUGUGAGGAGUGUGAUGUUGUCAUAACAACCGCCCUUGUACCCGGCAAACCUGCUCCAAAACUGGUGUCAAAGGCUGUGGUGGAUAGAAUGAAGCCUGGUUCUGUGAUAGUGGAUCUAGCAGCAGAGGCUGGGGGAAAUUUUGAGACCACCAGGCCUGGAGAAUUGUACAAAUACAACGAAGUGACACAUAUUGGCUACACAGAUCUACCUAGUCGACUUCCUACCCAAUCCAGUACUCUGUAUUCCAACAAUAUAUCAAAACUGCUUCUGUCCAUGGGAGAGAAAGAUCACUUCUACAUUAACUUAGAAGAUGAAGUUGUGAGAGGUUCCAUUGUUGUACAAAAUGGAGAAAUUCUUCCUCCUGCUCCUCCCCCCAAACUGGAUGCUGCCGCGGCCCCCGCAGCUGCCCCCAAAAAGGUUGAACCACCUCCCCCUCCCAGCAAGUUUCAGACCACUCUAAACGAUGCUGUUAUAUAUUCCGCGGGACUGGGAGGUGUUAUCGGUAUUGGUUGUAUUUCUCCUAGUCCGGCCUUUAUGUCUAUGGUAACAACAUUUGGAUUGGCUGGUAUUGUUGGCUACCACACUGUAUGGGGUGUACAGCCAGCUCUCCAUUCUCCCCUGAUGUCGGUGACUAACGCUAUUUCUGGUAUCACCGCUGUGGGAGGACUACUCCUGAUGGGGGGAGGUUACACCCCAUCGAACACCAUAGAAACCCUCUCAGCCAUCGCAGCUUUUAUCUCCUCCAUUAACAUUGGGGGUGGAUUCACAGUCACACAAAGAAUGUUGGACAUGUUUAAACGACCAACUGACCCCCCUGAGUACAAUAAGCUGUAUGCCAUCCCUGGAGGUGUGGUGUUGGGAUCCUAUGGCUAUGCUGCCUCCACUAAUCUCUUCCCUGACAUUCACCAGGCCACGUACCUGGCUGCCUCUCUCUGUUGUGUGGGAGCUCUCACAGGCCUGUCCUCACAGACAACAAGCAGAAUAGGAAAUGCCCUUGGAAUGAUUGGAGUAUCAUCAGGAAUAGCCGCCACACUGGGCUUGCUCAAACCUUCCCCAGAGAACUUCAUGCAAAUGGCUACUUGUAUGGGAGCAGGUGGUUUGAUUGGUGUUGUUGGUGGUAAGAAGGUAGAGGUUACCGACCUACCACAGAUGGUGGCGCUGUUCCACAGUCUGGUAGGAGCCGCCGCAGUGCUGACUUGUUUUGCUAACUACAUUCUGGAGCAGCCCCAUUUCGCUACAGACCCAGCUGCUAACGUCAUCAAGACAUUCCUCUUCCUCGGAACCUAUAUUGGAGGUGUCACUUUCACUGGUUCAUUGGUGGCAUUUGGAAAGCUGCAAGGUGUCCUGAAGUCAGACCCCCUUAUCCUGCCUGCUAGACAUGCCCUCAAUUUUGGAAUGUUGAUGGGUAAUGUGGGAGCUAUGGGGACCUACAUGUUGACAGAUGACCCCACAACUCAGCUGGCCUGUCUGGGGACCACCACCACCCUCUCCAGCAUCAUGGGGGUUACUCUCACCGCCGCCAUCGGAGGUGCUGACAUGCCUGUUGUGAUCACCGUCCUGAACAGUUACUCUGGCUGGGCUCUGUGUGCUGAGGGUUUCAUGUUGAACAAUAAUCUAAUGACAAUUGUUGGAGCUCUGAUUGGAUCUUCUGGAGCUAUCCUCUCUUACAUCAUGUGUGUGGCCAUGAACAGAUCCCUGACCAAUGUGAUCCUGGGAGGCUAUGGUACCAAGUCCACUGGUACUGGUAAACCUAUGGAGAUCACUGGAACCCACACAGAGAUUGAUGUCAAUCAAGCUGUAGAGAUGAUCGCCGAGUCCAGAAACAUCAUCAUCACCCCAGGAUACGGACUCUGUGUAGCCAAGGCUCAGUACCCCAUCGCUGAAAUGGUGGAGUUCCUCAAAAAGAAGGGAAUCAACUGCAGAUUCGGAAUUCACCCUGUUGCAGGUCGUAUGCCUGGUCAGUUGAAUGUGCUGUUAGCUGAGGCUGGAGUACCUUAUGAUAUUGUACUGGAAAUGGACGAGAUUAAUGACGACUUCCCCGAGACUGACCUUGUACUGGUCAUUGGAGCCAAUGACACGGUCAACUCGGCAGCAGAGGAGGAUCCUAACUCUAUCAUCGCAGGAAUGCCUGUACUCAGGGUCUGGGGAUCCAAAAAUGUGAUUGUGAUGAAGAGAACUUUGGGAGUGGGAUAUGCAGCAGUAGACAACCCAAUCUUCUUCAAACCCAACACCAGCAUGUUGCUUGGGGACGCCAAGAAGACCUGUGAUGCCUUACUGUUAAAGAUCAAAGAACAUUACGGAGAAAUUUAAUGUUAGGCACAUUAGAGACUAAUUUUCCUCUUUUGUAUGUAAUGUUUUAAAAGAGUGUGAUCAUGAGAAAAUUGAUUUUCAUAUGAAUUUAGCAUGUAAAAUCGGCAGUGCCAGAUAUUUUGAUAUCAAAUUCUACAGGUAUUGCUGCAAUCCUAGGCUAAUUUUUUUUUUAUCUGAAAACACAGCGUUCUUUAUUCCUAGAUGCUUGUCUUGUGCCAAAAAGUUUUUCAUAUUUAGUCACAUACUUCUACAAUCAAAGUGCUUUUACAGUCUGAAAGAUCUGAAUUUUAUUUUAAGAGCCUAAGCAUUUAAAGUAUUAACGAAUUGUUGUCUUCUGAUCUUCAAACAGUUAUACCCUGUAAGUAAGGUGAAGAUGUAUAUCUUUGUUUUGAGAAUUAAACUUUGAAGUUUGGCAGUGCACAUAUUUCAAUGGUUUGGUGUAUUAAAGAUUCAUAAGACA